Ciona intestinalis (vase tunicate) is the source of this 1183-nucleotide messenger RNA. The record is from RefSeq and is a predicted model, not a curated record. Lineage: Eukaryota; Metazoa; Chordata; Ascidiacea; Phlebobranchia; Cionidae.
GAUGCUAUUUCUAGAAUGGGUGAAUCACGAUUCUAUUUGAAUAAGAAACAAGUUUUUAGUAUUUAUAGCUGUAGUUGUACUUAUUCUAGCUUCAUUAUGGAGGGUAUGAUGGUUUCAAGCAUGCAUGAUAUGAAUAUGAGCAGUCACGAUCAUAUGAAUAUGAGCGAUCAUAACCAUAUGAAUAUGAGUGGUAAUAAUCAUAUGAAUAUGAGCGGGCAUAAUCAUAUGAAUAUGAGCGGGCAUGAUCAUAUGAAUAUGAGCGGGCAUGAUCAUAUGAAUAUGAGUGGGCAUGAUCAUAUGACUGGUGCGGCAAUGGGACACGCAGCAGGUUCAGGGCAUGGCGAUAUGUAUUUUCAAUUCGUUCUUCCAGUUCGGGUUUUGUUCUUUGGAUGGAACAUAACUACUCAAGGACAACUCGCAGGUUCCUGCAUUGGGGUAUUCAUCUUUUCAUUGCUUUAUGAAGGUUUGAAGUUGCUGAGAAAAUAUAUUUUGAAAAUUUCGGGUCCGAAGCGUUCUCCUGGAACGGAUGAGAAAAGUUCUGAGUCUAGCUUCAAUCACAACAAACGUGGUAUCUUACCUUUAAUGUUCAACGGUUGGCAUAUUCUUCAAAGUGUCCUGCAAGUGAUACAAACCACACUUGGUAUGUUCCUCAUGUUAAUCUACAUGACAUACAACGUCUGGCUGGCCAUCUCAGUCUCUCUUGGAUCAGGAGUUGGCUACUUCUUGUUUUCUUGGAGUUUACAACACCUGGACAUUAUAGAUGACCAUUGCAACUAACCAACUAAGUUAUUAAAUGAACAGCUGUACAUUUUUCUGUCCGGCAUAAUCUCGUGCACGUUGUACAGUAUUAUUGAUUGACAUCGCCCCAUUGUACAUUCCACUAUAACACUUGGUCUUAAUUAACUAACCGACGCUGAUAUUCUUGUGGUCUACCUUAAUACAUAGUAGAGUGGGGUAAGAUGGGACACCUUUAGCACAUAACAUCCAAAUAUCCUGACCGUGUUUUAAACAAGUAAUAUCAGUCUACGAAAGUCGUAAAGAUACGGUUUUAUAUUCCUUUAAAAAAAUUUGUUCACUACCAAAUGGUACCAGGAAAAGAUAAUAAAAAUGGGCCCAUCAUCCCCACCUUACUUUAUAUUAAUACAAAUUGCUCGUGGUUGGUCUUCAAAACUUUUCCGCACAU